Acyrthosiphon pisum (pea aphid) is the source of this 1024-nucleotide messenger RNA. RefSeq names its product biliverdin reductase B (flavin reductase (NADPH)) (gene Blvrb). The transcript is spliced from 4 exons. The record is from RefSeq and is marked provisional. Gene Ontology annotation, molecular function: biliverdin reductase [NAD(P)H] activity; riboflavin reductase (NADPH) activity. The coding region runs from base 216 to 833 and encodes 205 amino acids. NCBI's taxonomy places the organism in Eukaryota, Metazoa, Arthropoda, Insecta, Hemiptera, Aphididae.
GUCGACUGUCGACCCGCGACCGGGUAACCGGAUGCAUUUCGUUAAAACCUAACGUGAUUAUUAUUAUUAAUUUUUUCUACUGUCAUACCUAUUAAUAUUUUCAAUUUUGUUGACUCAUCGUCCGACGGCGUUGAAGUAGCGUUCGAUCUGUUCGUCGACGUCCGUCAAUCAAGUGGUGGUUCGCUUUGUAGUUACGUACCCCAACGACGAAGAGAAUGAAGAAAAUUGCAAUUUUCGGGGCCACCGGCAUGACGGGACUGUGCACCGUUGAAGCCGCUUUGAAACAAGGUCUAGAAGUCAGGGCUCUCCUGAGAGAUCCCAGUCGUAUGCCCGAAGAACUUCGCAAACAAGUAGAGGUGAUUACUGGCGAUGUUUUGGUCAAAGAAGACGUGGACAAGGUCGUCGAGGGCAGAGACGCGAUUGUCGUGACUUUGGGAACCAGAAAUGACUUGGCUCCUACCACAAUAAUGUCCGAAGGGUUGAGAAACAUUUUAUCAUCGAUGGAAAAGAACAAUGUGAAAAUCGUAUCUGUGUGCUUAUCCACCUUUUUAUUCUACGAUAAGCCCAAAGUGCCAGCAAUGUUCCACGGGAUCAAUGACGAUCACGAGCGAAUGUUGCAUUUGCUACAGGCAGCCGAAUCUCUGGAUUGGAUUGCUGUGAUGCCACCACAUAUUGCCGGCACUCCGUCAGGCGAUUACAGCGUGGAAAUAGGCUCAUCGCCCGGUCGUGCCAUAUCUAAAUAUGAUCUCGGAAAGUUUAUGAUUGAAUGUUUAUCUAAACCUGAUUACUAUAAGCAGAGAUGCGGUUUGGCAACCAAAGUGCCAGCUCCAUGAACUAAUAUUUUUACAAAAAAUAAAAAUGGAAUCAAAAUCUUAGGGCAAAAUGGUAAUCAUAAUAUUAUAAUUACUCAAAAAUAUGUAACGGAAUAGAUAAGGAAAUAUUUAAUAUAUAUAUUAAAAAUUUGUUGAUGGAAUUUGAUAUUAAUUAUACUAUUAUAUAAUUAAAUUUGUUUAUUGGUUAGUAA